GUUAACUUGCCCGGCUUCUGGCUUUUCCAGGUCUCGGGAAUCCUCUGGGAUGCCUGAGAGUGUCUCUCUCCUGCCCCCAGUCUGGCUCCCACCAUGAGUGCCGAGCUCAACGUGCCUGUGGACCCCUCCACUCCAGCCUGCUCUGAACCGGGCCACAAGGGCAUGGAUUACCGAGACUGGGUCCGCCGCAGCUACCUGGAGCUGGUCACCUCCAACCACCACUCCGUGCAGGCCCUGUCCUGGAGGAAGCUGUACCUGAGCAGAGCCAAGCUGAAGGCCUCCAGCCGGACCUCUGCCCUCCUCUCUGGCUUCGCCAUGGUGGCCAUGGUGGAGGUGCAGCUGGAGACGCAGUACCAGUACCCCCGGCCGCUGCUCAUCGCCUUCAGCGCCUGCACCACGGUGCUCGUGGCCGUGCACCUGUUCGCCCUGCUCAUCAGCACGUGCAUCCUGCCCAACGUGGAGGCCGUGAGCAACAUCCACAACCUCAACUCCAUCAGCGAGUCGCCGCACGAGCGCAUGCACCCCUACAUCGAGCUGGCCUGGGGCUUCUCCACCGUGCUGGGCAUCCUGCUCUUCCUGGCCGAGGUGGUGCUGCUCUGCUGGAUCAAGUUCCUGCCCGUGGACGCGCGCCGCCAACCCGGCCCCGUGCCCGGCCCCGGCGGCCACACGGGCUGGCAGGCCGCCCUCGUGUCCACCAUCAUCAUGGUGCCCGUGGGCCUCAUCUUCGUGGUCUUCACCAUCCACUUCUACCGCUCCCUGGUGCGCCACAAAACCGAGCGGCACAACCGCGAGAUCGAGGAGCUGCACAAGCUCAAGGUGCAGCUGGACGGGCACGAGCGCAGCCUGCAGGUGGUGUGAGGGCGCGGCGCCCUGACCCCGCCGCAGGCUCGAGACCACAGUCUUAUCCGUCCUCAUGCCGGAACACCUGGCUGGGUGGUCCUCCCGCAGAAAAUGGAGAUCUGUAGUAAAAAGAGAGACUCUGUUGCUACGAGCCUAGAGCAAAAACAGCCUGCCUUGUGGGGCUUGGGGGCUUCCUGUGGCAGGAGACGGGGCUCCAAGCGGCCCCCAGGUGUCACGGGCCAUCUCCGUGAUGGGGAGCCAGCGGCCGGCGGGGGCGGGGAGAGAGGGGGAGGGCUGAGGCUUUCAGAGAAGGGAUCGCCCCGUGACCCCUGAGGGGGGUCUCACAGUGCUGCCCUGCUGCGAUUAGACCGGGCGCAGGCCCACAGCUUGGCCCGGUGCUUCCCUCCCCUGCCCUGGGACGAUUAGGUGGCCGGGCUGACAGGGGAGAGGCAGGAGUCGGGGGUCCCUGGUCCGCUUAGCAGGCGCGGUGGGUGCCUAGCCGGGCUUCGGAUUGGUCCGGCCCUGGGGAAGACUUCCGAUGGUGGCCUGACGGGGCUGGGGAGGCACGUGUGUGGGCGUCCCGUGUGAGGUGGGGGGAGGGGGUGUACUCUGGGGCACCCUGGGCUCAAGUUUGCUCUUCCCAGUCAGCCUGGAGCCCCGGUCACGCUGACCCAGCAAAGCCACCAGGGUGGGGAAGGGGCCCACAGUGCAGAGCCCUCGAUCUUUGGGCUACAGAAUAGCGUUUGGGCCCACGUCGGCUGCUCCACCAGGCUAUGGCCGCCAAAGCUACUGGCCCAGACAGCAGCUGGUGCUUCCCGUCUCCCUGCUGCCCGUGACCACAGGAGGCGGGAGGGCGCAGCCUAGGGGACCUUCUGUCUAGACAAGGCCCGUUGUCCUAACCUGGCGCAAUGUGAGAUCUGCUUUUAAUGAUGUGGGCAGUAGCUGCAGGGAGGGCGAGACCCCCAGUCCUCUCGGCCACACGCAGGGGCCCAGCUCACGCAUUUCCGUGGCCGCGUGCCAUGUGGGUUCGGAUGUUUUCACUAGACCAGAGCCCGUGUUCUUGGGCCGCGCACAUAACGUACUACGGUUCAGCCUGGGGUGAGCAUGCCGUACCCCGAGCUGCUUUUAAAACCCAUGUUUACCACAUCGGCCAGCAGCAGCCUGGAGAGGGAGCCUUUCUUGUUUCCGCCGUCAUCGGACGUCAUGCUCUGAUGGCAUUUCUGUGGACAGCUUACUCUCUCUCUCUGGGGUCUGGGUUGCCUGUGCCGAGAAAUCCUGGCUGGCCUGGCUGCGGCUGCGGCGGGUGUGACAUACUGUUGAGCACGUACACCUUCACACAUAACCAAAAUGCCAAGGGGCUGUGUGGGAGCCGUGCCAGGAGUCACCGUGAUGUCGGGACAUUAUGGGAGCCUGGACAUUGGGUUCCAUGGAGCCAGACGAGAGCCUGGCGUCUUCCACGGGGCGCAGUCCUGGCUGUCUGCAGACGUCUUUCGUUGCUUGCUCUCUGGCGCGUGUCUGUUCUCUCCUGGAGCCUUGUUGAAAAGGCUUGUCUGGCUUCGUAUGUAUUUGCUUUGUGUCCGAGUCACUGUAAGACAGCCACUGUGUGUCCUAGCCGGGACGGGACAGGCUGGCUCCUCCCCACAGCUGGGAGUGGGCAGCAGGCCCUUCCUCUAGCCUGAGCCUUCGGAGAGGGGCUGUCCUGGCCUCACUUUCUUGGGCCAUCUGGUGUCCCUGCCCCAAGUGCGCCAGACGUGUCAAGCUCCCCAGACUGGAAAGCACCCCCAGUGCCAGCUGGGGGCUGGUGGUUAAUGCCCGUUCUGCGGGCAGAGCUGCUGGCCUGGCUGCCUCGGGCUAGACACUGGGUGACCCGUGACCAUGCUGCACGGGUAGCAAAGAUGCCACAUCCCGUGUUUUUAACGGUGAUUAGAAGAAUGUAGUUCUUGUUCUCUUUCCUCUAGAGUGUUCUCCCAGCUCCCAGCAGCAUGGGGCAAGCAGAGUUUCUGUGGGAACAGAGAGGACCAUGGGUCUGGGGACUGGUGGUCUGUGGGGAAUCUCAGGGUAGCCCCAUAGCUUUGGCUAUUCGGAGCUGCCGACACAACUCAGCGGGGCGGGCUGGGGCAGGGGGAGGCCGAUGAUGAGCCGGAAAGGCAGUUUGUGGAGGUUUAACCUGAUUGUGAGCCUUCCAGGCGCCUGGCCGCUCGGGGUGAGGCACCGCGCAGGCCGCCUUGGAGCCAGCGAGGGCUUGCCCUACUUUCCUCUGCGCAGGGCCUUCCCGGGGCUCACGAUCUAAGCGGCCAGAGUCGCUGAAGCCCUCUCCAAAGUGGAACACGGUCUCCCUUUAGUACCGGACCAGAAGUUUCCAAACCCAAGUGUUUCUAUUUUAGAAACUGCAAGGGCAGAGUGUAUUCUCAUGUCUUCUAGGAAAGUCUGGUGAGGCUUAGAGCGCGUGAGUCUGAGCGCAUCAGGGCUCCGCGGCAGCGGUUACCUGUCUCGCGCUGAUUAAUUCAUUAUGCAUGACACUGGAGACCACAUACAGUGAACAUCACCCCUAUCCUGUGUGCGGGUUUUUCACACAGUUGCCUGGGAUUGAACUGAAUAAAUCAGUGCCUCUGUGA
This is a messenger RNA of Ailuropoda melanoleuca (giant panda), 3455 nucleotides long. It is a transcript of the gene ORAI2, whose product is annotated as ORAI calcium release-activated calcium modulator 2. Gene Ontology annotation, biological process: store-operated calcium entry. The record is from RefSeq and is a predicted model, not a curated record. The transcript is spliced from 2 exons. NCBI's taxonomy places the organism in Eukaryota, Metazoa, Chordata, Mammalia, Carnivora, Ursidae. Gene Ontology annotation, molecular function: store-operated calcium channel activity. Gene Ontology annotation, cellular component: membrane. The coding region runs from base 94 to 858 and encodes 254 amino acids.